This is a messenger RNA of Trifolium pratense (red clover), 2276 nucleotides long. Its product is annotated as primary amine oxidase-like. The coding region runs from base 73 to 2079 and encodes 668 amino acids. Gene Ontology annotation, biological process: amine metabolic process. The record is from RefSeq and is a predicted model, not a curated record. NCBI's taxonomy places the organism in Eukaryota, Viridiplantae, Streptophyta, Magnoliopsida, Fabales, Fabaceae. Gene Ontology annotation, molecular function: primary methylamine oxidase activity; copper ion binding; quinone binding. The transcript is spliced from 5 exons.
UAUUUAAGGACAUCACGUACAGCUUCAUUUCCACACAAAAUCACAAAGCUAUAGAGCUCAAGUUAACUUACAAUGGUUUCCACGACCAUAAAAUUUGCGCUUUUCUCUGCGCUGACACUCCUCUCUUUACAAGCCGUAGUUUCUGUUACUCCAUUACACUUUCAACACCCUCUUGACCCUUUAACCAAAGAAGAGUAUUCCCUUGUUCAAAAAAUAGUCCUACACAAAUAUCCCAAAGUAGCUUUCCACUACAUUGGCUUAGAUGACCCUGAAAAAGAUGCUAUUCUCAAAUGGGAAUCUUUCAAACCAAGUGUUAUAACUAUACCACGUAAAGUCUCUGUCAUUGCUAUCAUCAAUGGCCAAAGCCAUGAGAUAUUAAUUGAUUUAAGGUUAAAGAGCAUUGUCUCUGACACAAUUUACACUGGAAAUGGUUUCCCAACACUUUCGGUUGAUGAACAAACCAUUGCGAUAGAGCUACCAUUAAAAUAUCCUCCUUUUAUUGCCUCAGUUCAAAAAAGAGGUUUGAAUCUCUCUGAGGUAAUAUGUUCUACUUUCACUAUGGGAUGGUUUGGAGAAGAAAAGAGUACUAGAACUGCAAGAUUAGAUUGUUUCAUGAAAGAGACCACUGUGAACAUUUAUGUGAGGCCUAUUACUGGAAUCACAAUUGUUGUUGAUCUUGGACUUAUGAAGAUUGUUGAGUAUCAUGAUAGAAAUGUUGAAGAAGUGCCUACUGCUGAGAACACUGAAUAUCAACUUUCAAAACAGAGUCCACCAUUUGGACCAAAACAACAUAGUCUUGCAAGUCAUCAACCUCAAGGUCCUGGUUUCCAGAUCAAUGGCCACAGUGUUAGUUGGGCGAAUUGGAAGUUUCAUAUAGGAUUUGACGCGCGGGCUGGGGUGAUAAUAUCAUUGGCUUCAAUUUACGAUCUAGAGAAGCACAAGUCUCGUCGUGUACUAUACAAAGGGUACAUUUCCGAACUUUUUGUGCCAUAUCAAGAUCCAACAGAGGAGUUUUACUUUAAGACUUUCUUUGAUGCCGGCGAAUAUGGAUUUGGUCUAUCGACAGUGUCUUUAAUACCCAAUCGUGAUUGCCCACCAAAUGCUCAAUUCAUUGAUACAUACAUUCACUCAGCUGAUGGUACACCAAUUCUCUUGAAGAAUGCUAUUUGUGUUUUUGAACAAUAUAACAGUAUCAUGUGGCGUCACACUGAAACUGGCAUUCCUAAUGAAUUCAUCGAGGAAUCUAGAACUGAAGUUAACUUGAUAGUAAGGAGUGUAGUCACUGUGGGCAACUAUGACAACAUAGUAGAUUGGGAAUUCAAAGCAAGUGGUUCCAUUAAGCCUGCGAUAGCAUUAUCGGGUAUACUUGAAAUUAAGGGCACCAACAUUAAGCACAAGGAUGAGAUUAAAGAAGAUCUACAUGGUAUAUUGGUCUCAGAAAACAGCAUUGGUAUUUACCAUGAUCAUUUCUACAUUUACUACCUUGACCUUGAUAUCGAUGGUACACACAAUUCAUUUGAGAAAACAAGUUUGAAAACGGUAAGAAUCACAGAUGGAAGUUCAAAGAGAAAAAGUUAUUGGACCACUGAGACUGAAACUGCUAAGACUGAAUCAGAUGCAAAAAUCACACUUGGGCUUGCCCCAGGUGAACUUGCAAUAGUUAAUCCAAACAAAAAAACAGCAGUUGGAAAUGAAGUUGGGUACCGUUUGAUUCCAGCAAUUCCAGCUCAUCCACUUUUAGUUGAAGAUGAUUAUCCACAAAUACGUGGUGCUUUUACUAAUUAUAAUGUUUGGGUGACACCUUAUAAUAGAACUGAAAAAUGGGCUGGUGGACUCUUUGUUGAUCAUAGUCGUGGAGAAGACACAUUAGCUGUUUGGACAAAAAAGAAUAGAGACAUUGUGAACAAGGACAUUGUAAUGUGGCAUGUAGUUGGAAUUCAUCAUGUUCCAGCACAAGAAGAUUUCCCAAUAAUGCCAUUAUUAAGCACUGCAUUUGAGUUGAGGCCAACUAAUUUCUUUGAUAGGAAUCCAGUUCUUAAAACACUUUCUCCAAGAGAUGUUGUAGGUUGCCCCAAGUAAAUCAACUAGCCUAUAAGCUGUUGAUCAUUUGCAUUAGUGUGUGUUGCAAUUGUUAAACCGUAUUGUUGUUUGGAAGGAGUGAUUUAAGUUGUUUUUGUUUAUUGCUUGUGUGACAAUAAUGAUUAAUGAUAUGUUAUAUCAUAUUAUCAUGUGUAUUUGCCAGCAAUUCCUAAUAUAAAUGAAGAUUUACUUGCAAA